Molecule: messenger RNA, 2966 nt
Organism: Botrytis cinerea B05.10
Lineage: Eukaryota; Fungi; Ascomycota; Leotiomycetes; Helotiales; Sclerotiniaceae
Exons: 2
Coding region: 105-2900 (931 amino acids)
Source: RefSeq, a predicted model, not a curated record
GGUCAAUAUUCACAUGCAGCUAAGAGGCGCUCGCUACAUUGAAUCAACCCAUGUAGGACUAUCAAUUCUUGCAUAAGUCUUCAAGUAGGCAGGCUGCGGCAACCAUGGCCUUUUACGACUCUUCUUCUGAUCAAGAAGUCGGUUUUCCGAUUAUUCUCGAACCUGAUGAUGAUUCACUUUUCGAAAUGCGAUUAGACAACACGAGGUUAAAUAACGAUACAAUGAAGGAAGUGCACCAUGUCAAAGAAGUCAAAAAAGUCAACGAGGUUGCAAAAAAUCCCAUGGUGCCAAAACAUCCAAUAAGUUCCAUGCAAGGUGCCUUUGCAGAGUCGAUGCAAGAGGCUAGCGACACAGCUCGAACAGCACCCAAGAUCGGCGACGCAGCGACCCGACGAAAGAUCUUAAUUGAUCAGGAUGUUUCCGAAGAUACACAUGCUUUGCGAUGGCAGAGGCAACCAGGUCAAAAAUACCAUGAAUUGUGGAAACUGAUGGCACAAAUAUCCUUUGGCAUUUAUCUACUCCUCAAUGGAAUCGCUCGAGAUGAAGAACAGGUCAUGUCAAUAUUACAGGGCCAUGUGAAUGAGGUAGAUGGGUUUUUAGAGAUGACGCUGGAGGAUUUCGACUUGGCACAAAGUGAUAUUGAGGAGAGAUUAAAGCACUUGAAACUUCCAUUACAAAAUCUCGCCAUUUUUGAUUCCAUGUUGGAAGAUCGAGCUUUUAGGUCGCAAAUCGUCAGUGGCAAUGAACGCAUCGAGCACGUCAUUGCACGCACAACGGCAGCCAUGAAGGACACUGUUCUCGAUGCGCAGCAAGGAAUGGAUGCUUGUCGGGAAUUCACAAUAUACCUGGCAGGGCAGAAAGAUAGUCGGACAUGGCGAAAACAACGACCCAACAUGGAGAGAGUCUUCGACGCAAUGUGUGGAAAUGUAGAAGGUUGGCAUAAGGCUUAUGUCUCGUUACAAACCAAAGGUAAUCAUCUGGGAGUUUCUCUCGGUCAAUUAGGAAGUAUUGUGGCAGAAAUGGAUCGGAGAGCGGGCAGAAUAAGUCGGGAGUCAAGAUUCAAUAAUUCGUCUCCUAUACAAGCACCAGCUGCUCCAGUAUCUCGCAAUCUUCGAGCUUCCAUGAUAAAAGAACUUCCCAGCGAUCCGAGCCCUACAACUCCAGCAUUUUCAACCGUAUUGCCAGAAAUUGCCUUGAUACAAGACCGAGAGCAAACCCCGGAGCCAGAGUCAGAGCCAGAGUCGGAGCCAGAGUCGGAGCCAGAGUCGGAACCAGAGUCGGAGCCAGAACCAGAGCCGGAACCAGAGCCAGAAUCUGAGAGUGAAACCGAACCUGAACCUCAACCUGAACUGUUAUAUACUCUCAAACCUAUCACAUAUUCACCUCUUCUUCUUCCAACAACGUAUUCUCCAAUUCUUGCUCCAACAACUUACUCCCCAAUACCUCCCGCAACGACACCAGUUCUUACUACGACGACACCAGUUCUUACUACGACGACUCCAGUUCUUACUACGACGACUCCAGUUCUUACUACAACGACUCCAGUCCUUCCCGCCACCACUUAUUCCCCGAUUCUCCCCACAACAACUUACUCUCCGAUGCUGCCUCCGACAACUUAUUCCCCAUUACUUUUGCCGACCACAUAUUCCCCAAUUCCAUCACCAAAACCUUCACCGAAGCCCUCACCUAAGCCUUCACCCAAACCUUCGAUCAACAUCUCGCCCAAAACCUCGCCCAAAACCUCACCCAAGGCUUCUCCAGAAACUUCUCCAAGAAGAGAAAUUCCCCAAGGAUUUGUCCUCCAAUCUGCCCCGGAAGGCAAGAGAAAACCAUCUCUUCGAAAGCGCUUUUCUUUCAAGAAUAAGGAAACCGAAACUGAUAACGAUACUUUGAAACCCCCUCCAAAAUUACUCUCCGCCCCACGAAUCACUUCAGUUGCGGAAUCAGUAGUAGAUCCAUAUCUGUAUUUGAAGCCUGAUACGGUGGUUCGUCCUCGUGAAAGAUCCGAGCAGCGCCGAAUUGAGCCUUUGGAUUUAUCGGCUGAUAGAGCGGAGCGUCAGAGAGAAAAGCAACUUAGAGAGGAGCGUAGCCGAGAACGCGUCAGGGAAGAACGUCGCAGGGAAGAACGUAGAGAAGAACGUAGUAGGGAGUCAAACAGGGAAGAACGUCGCAGGGAAGAACGUAGAGAAGAACGUAGUAGGGAGUCAAACAGAGAAGAGCGAAGAAAUAGAGAUGAAAGGAGCAGGGAUCGUGACAAUGAAAUCCGCAAAAGAGAAGAGCGUAAAGGAUCAGGACCUUUAAGUAUUCCCAGGCACCCCGAACUAGUGAAGGAUUCACCUCCAUCUCGUGGAGUCGAUUCGGCAUACUGCUCUGAAUCAGAUCCUCCAAUUGCGAUUCGUUCGAUACAAGAACACCUCCCAUCACCGGCAUUUCAAUCUCCUUCUUCGGCAAUUUCUGCACCAGUUUUAACAAGUCGCGAACGUGAGAUUCCGCCACCCAUAUUAACAAGAGAUUUCAUCCCAUCCCCUCACUCCGAAAAGCAAUUUUUUCGCCCCGUUAACGCAUCCCCACAUUCACCAUUACAAAGACCAUGGACUGCAGCUCCGAUGCAUCACCACGAGCGUGUGCCGAGCGGGUUAUCAAGAUCAAUGGCACCAAGCCGUAUGGGAAUGAGUGUUAUGAGCGAUAUGACGACCGUCACAAUGGAAGAUGGAAAGAAAGUCAAAAAGAAGAGAAGCGCAUUUGGAUGGCUAAAGAAAGCAUUCAGUCUAAGCGAAGAAGAAAGAGCAGAAUACGAAGAAAGAAAAAGGAGACAAGAACCUGAUCCUUAUUAUGAACAGAGACCCCCAAGGCAAUUUCUAGAUGGAAAGAGGUUACCACAACCUCAAGGGAUUAGAUAGAUAGAGAGCUUGAUGAGCAUAGCGAGCGUGCAUUUUUCUUUUUUUUUUUCUGUGCAAUGAUACCCA